This is a messenger RNA of Menidia menidia (Atlantic silverside), 2621 nucleotides long. Lineage: Eukaryota; Metazoa; Chordata; Actinopteri; Atheriniformes; Atherinopsidae. The record is from the annotation of a GenBank genome assembly.
ACUGUAUUGCCAAACAUGUUUAUUUAAUGUUUUUAUAUCAGCAGUGGUACGUGCCGUUGCACGUGACCGCCGUACUGCGCACGGUUCGCCCCUCAUAGAGCCGUGGUGGCACUACUCGCACCUCAUACAUCGCAGCUCCGCAGGAGAGGGCAGGACGCAGGUUCGCUCCCCGCCUCCGGACUCCGCCAGCCCCGCAGUGCGUGUGUGACCGUCGCCCCCUAAGAGAGCAGCAUGUUUUCCUGCAGAGCGGCCUGGCAGAGGUGUGGGCCUCUGGCCCGGAGGGCAGCCCUCAGGUCGCCCCGGGAUGUGGCGCCGCGGCGGGCCAUGUCCUCGGUACCCGGCGGCUCGGGGGAGAACAUCGUCUACACCCUGCUGUGUGGGGGAGCCUUUGCGGGGGCCGUGUCGUAUGCGUACAUGACGGUGACCACGGACCACGCCAGGUUCAACGAACGCAUCACCGAAAUCAAAGCCAGACCCAAGUCGGAGUGGACACCCAAACCCUGGCCACCGAAAAGCCGUGAUGAAGAAGAGGGCGGGGAAGAGGAGGCGGCCGAGGAGGCUGAGGCUGAGGCCGAGGCUGAAACUGAGGCUGAGGCUGAGGCUGAGGCCGAGGCCGGGGAAGAGGAGGCCGCCGGUGAGACUGCAGAGUCUGUAGUGGAGGAGGCUGCUGAAGUGGUGGCCGAAGCCGCCGAGGUGGUGGCAGAGGCUGCGGAGGUGGUUGCUGAGGCCGCUGAGGUGGUCGCCGAGGCCGCGCAGGAAGUGGAGGCGGUGGCAGAAGAAGUGGCCCACGCGGCCGAAGCCGUGGAAGAGGCCGCCAAGGCCGUGGCGGAGCCCGAGGAGCCCGAAAGCAAUGGUACGAGUCCCUCACCCGAGGAAGAGGCGCCCGCCUCAGAAGCCUGAGGUUCCACACAUACACCGCAGGGACACACGCACACACCUGGGUAUUUCUAAACCUCUGUAAAGGGCCGGCAACAGCAGGUCUCUCACCCCCAACGGCACCGGGCAGAACAACAACACUAGCUUUAGUCGCGUUCCCACCGUAGGCUAGCAGCCGCUCCUCAGGUGCCAGGGCUCACCUCCCCCCAAACAUUCUCUUUCGUCGUCCUGGAAGUGUAAAUUUCUUUUCUCGUGUAUUUAUUGAAGUGGGUGUAAACGGAUGGCACUGUGUGCUGCAGCAUGUUUCCUGGCACGACAUUGUUCUGGUGUGCAGCGUAGAUCAGUCAUCAUCACGCCCGUGGCCUCAGGGUCUGAGGCUAUCGGCGUCCUCUGAUUUACAGCCGAACACCACCUACUGGGAGACAUAUCCAAAAUGGCAGUGAGCUCUUUUUAAGAUGCUCAUUUGCAGUUAUGGGUGAAAUAAAUGUGAUCACUCAGUGAGCUCAAACAUCACUCAUAGAGACGUAAGGACACUAGAGAUAACAGACAAACCUGGUCAUUCCUUUCUUGGUUAGCCCUAGGCUUAUAUCAGUCUCAGCCAACCUCAGAGUAAAUAGAAACCCAGAACAGAUGCUGUGAUACUGUUUUGUUAUGAAGCCCCUUUUGCGACUCAGCUAAACACUGUAUUUCUUUGCCAUAAACCUCUGUAAUGUUGUACUGCUCUUCCAAGUAUCGCAGACUAAGUAGAUGCUUGUUCAUCCGUAACUGUGAUACUGUUGUGUGCAUCCUACUACAGACUAAACGGCUCUGUACAAACUCUGUAACUGCACAGUGUGUUCUUUUCCAUGUUAUGUGAAAUUGUCAGGAUCCAUAAGGUCAGAGAGAGUGUAAAAAAGAAAAAAAUCCAUACCAUCCUCAGUCAUCACAAGAUUCAGAACUUAUGUGAUCAUAUUUUUAUUUUGCUCACAACUGGAUAAUGAGCUUUGUGAACAGUUCCCAUCAACUCCUGGAGCCAAACAAUAAAAGCUUUUGUCAAACCAGAGAUUUACUGCCGUCUUUGAUUUGUCUGAUUUGGUCUGUCAUCUUAAGCUGUCCUGAGAAUUAUAAGAGGUUAUAUUUCAAGCCGUUCAUUCCCCUUAAAACUGUUGUGAGGAUCACAGAUUCCCCUGCAAUGCUAUUCUUAGAUGAACUCAUCUUAUGUACCACAUGAAAUCAUAAAGUUUUAGCGCGUCUCAUUUUAUUGCACACAUUUUCAGACUUUGUCCACCAGGUGGCAUUGACAAGUUCAUGUUUGUAAAGCAGUGUUUGAAAUGAUUUCCUGACCAGAAUUUCUUGCAGAUCCUCUUGCGGUUACUGUCAAAGUUGGCGGUUUCAAAAUGUGUUGUUGGAUACACUAAUGCAUCAUUGUGCUGUUGUGAUAAGUUUGCUGUUUUUGUAUCUGCAGGAGGUAGAUCAAUUUCAAUUCAAUAUUUUCUUACCAUAGCUUUUCAGUAAUGUUGUCUUAACAAUUUCCAUUCUUUUGACAUUUUUACACAAUUACCGCAGAGCUGCAUACAGUGACACCGCACAGAUUCAAUUAAGACAAAUGCCAAUAACAGAAUUUCCUGAACCGUCUGGAGGUUAUAGCUAAAUGUGUGGAGAUACAUCCUGGGCAUUAGUGACGUGUGGAUGGCUGGAUUUUGUGUUGCAGUGCCACUGGCAGCUGCCUCUACUUCAGAGGUACUGAAGACAAUGGAAGAAACGGA